Molecule: messenger RNA, 1479 nt
Organism: Cyprinus carpio (common carp)
Lineage: Eukaryota; Metazoa; Chordata; Actinopteri; Cypriniformes; Cyprinidae
Gene: tmem200cb
Product: transmembrane protein 200C
Exons: 2
Coding region: 168-1316 (382 amino acids)
Source: RefSeq, a predicted model, not a curated record
CUGGCCGCUGGGCGUGGCCACACAAUGAACGCGAGCUUGCUCUCCUCAGCAUCAGUGCUGGAGAUGACAGAGAGCCACACACAUGGGCGAGAGUGAUGGAGAGGAGCUCUGUCUGAUGGACAAACACAGUGUCGGAUGAUUGACAGCCUCGUGACCCAAUAGACAGGAUGAUCGCUACCGGCGGGCUGCUGAGGAUUUCCCGGCGCCAGGACUCGCUGCGAACCAAGAACCGCGCGGAGAACAAGAAGAAGCGGAAAGCCACGAAGAAGCGGAAGAACGACGUGGUGGUGGUGAAGGGCAAAGUGAAGCUGUGCUCCGUCUCUGGGCUGGUGGCAGCGCUGGGGGUUUUCAUCCUGAUGAUCGGCGUCACCAUGGCCGUACUGGGAUACUGGCCCAGAGAGAGAAACGAGAAAUUCAUCGGACCCGUGCGACGAAUAAAAGAGGGCAACCUCACAAGCAAUAACGAGUUAGUGAAGUCAAACGAGCUGGACGGCGCAGACACCUCGUCAGGCUUCUUCAAAAGCCUGAUUGUGAGUUAUUUAUACUCGGACAACCUCAAAGUCUUCGGACCGUUAGUGAUGGGCAUCGGGAUUUUCCUCUUCAUCUGCGCCAACGCGGUUCUCCACGAGGAUCGCGAUAAGAAAACCAAAAUCAUCAACCUGCGAGACAUUUACUCCACAGUCAUCGAUAUUCACAGUAUGCGCUCCAAAGACUGCGUCCCGUUCAACGGCCUCAUCAGCUACAUGCAGUUGAAGAGCGACAAACCCACGUCUCCACGAAACUACAGACAGCCAUCGUGUGCGAGAAAACACAGCUUGUUUGCGAAGCGCCAGUCGUUCGCCGACACGAUCUACAGCAUCCAGCAAGGAGCCGAGGGUCCGCGCGAGUGGGAGACGCGCUCCAUCGUCACCUCCUCGCUCAAUGCCUUCACGCUCCCCGUCAUCAAACUCAACAACUGCGACAUGCAGGAGAACGAACCUCCGCGGCGUAAGAGUUGUGGCGCGGCCGUGGAGACCAAAGCAGAGGUCUCAAGGACGCGGAUGUCACUUUCACAGGAUUCAAAGCUCAACAUGGCGCAGCUGCAGGUCGCGGGGUCGCACCUGUCUCUGAACGCGCUGAAGGAGGAUCCGGGCGCCAGGUGUUUGGACGAGAGCUCGCGCAGGUUCAGCUGUCCCAGACUGGAGAGAUCGGGCAGUAAGGGCUACAUUAAACUGGCCGAUCUGGGAGGAGAUUCGUUCGAGACGCCCGACGCGGGGCGAGAGGAGAAAACUCAGACACGUUUGCAAAAACUCACUGCGUCAUUGUCACAUUUGUAAAAGAUGAUUGCGAUAAACUCAACCCCCAAAAACACUUUUAACCCUGUUAAGCCUGACUUAAUAAAGCAAUAAGCCCCAAGAAGCCGUGGUUUACAGUGAAUUUAUAACAGCUGAGGGGCGUUGUUAGGUACGAUGUAAUAGCAGCUUUUAUAAAUUCACUGUA